Branchiostoma belcheri (Belcher's lancelet) is the source of this 1933-nucleotide messenger RNA. Its product is annotated as gamma-glutamyltranspeptidase 1-like. Gene Ontology annotation, molecular function: glutathione gamma-glutamate hydrolase. Gene Ontology annotation, biological process: glutathione catabolic process. Bases 111 to 1709 code for a protein of 532 amino acids. Gene Ontology annotation, cellular component: plasma membrane. NCBI's taxonomy places the organism in Eukaryota, Metazoa, Chordata, Leptocardii, Amphioxiformes, Branchiostomatidae. The transcript has 11 exons. The record is from RefSeq and is a predicted model, not a curated record.
CAACUAGGCCCCCGGGACAACUCAGCCCCUGGCCAUUCAUAAUGCGGUAGGUGAACUAAUAGAUUUAUUUGGUAUAUUGAUAUAUUCAAAAAUAGUCCUUCGUUGCAAGCAUGGAGUGUGUCACCGUCCGAGUCGCCCUCACAAUAACGGUACUUGCGGCGGCUGCGAUCCACCUGCUGCUGAAAGGAUGGUUCCAAUGGAACGCGAACGCGGGACGGCCAUGCCAGCGUCCCCGGCCGGCCGGGCUGCACCGUACGGGAGGCCCGUACGCACACGGGGCGGUCGCCACUGACGCCCUAGAGUGUUCUACAAUCGGCAGUGACAUCCUUGAAAAAGGCGGUUCUGCCGUGGACGCCGCCAUCGCGAGUCUCCUGUGCAUCGGGCUGACCAACCCGGACAGUUCCGGGAUCGGGGGCGGUCUCUUCAUGACGAUCUACAACAAGGAGAGCGGCACGGCGGAAAUUAUCAACGCCAGAGCCAUGGCGCCUGCCGCGGCCACGGAGAACAUGUACCAAAAGAACCACAAGCUCUCCAGACUAGGCGGUCUCUCCGUCGCUGUACCCGGAGAAAUCCGGGCGUUCUGGACGGCCCACCAGAGACACGGGAAGCUGCCGUGGAGAGACCUGUUCCAGCCGGCCAUUCAGCUGGCAGAGGAGGGCGUCUGUGUUGGAAAAUAUUUAGCCAAAAUAAUGAAGAAGAAAACAGUCGAUAUCAAGAGAGGGAGCGGUUUGUGCGACGUAUUCUGUGACGGGAACAACAACGUUCUCGGGGAAAACCACAUCAUGAAGCGAGCAAAGCUUGCAGAGACGCUCCGUGCGGUUGCUGAUGGAGGUGCAGACGUCUUCUACCAGGGCGAGAUCGCCAGGAAUCUGACGAAGGACGUACGAGACGCAGGCGGUAUCAUCACAGAGCAGGACUUCCGGGACUACCAGGUGGAAGUGACGUCACCUCUCAACAUCUCCCUGGCGGGAGGUCUGACCGUCUUGUCGCCUCCUCCUCCAGCAAGCGGGGCCGUCUUAAGUCUCAUCCUAAACAUCUUGGACGUGGCAAUUGCUCACAAUAGCAUAUCAUGCUACGCUGUGUCCUGUCCCUGCAGGUAUUACGACCCGUCUUUUGUCCUGCCUGAAGCCGGCGGGACGUCACACGUGUCUGUUCUAGGGCCAAAUGGCGACGCCGUGUCGGUUACCAGCACCAUUAACACGAGUUUCGGCUCCAAGUUACGGUCCAAUUCGACAGGGGUGAUACUCAACAACCUGAUGGACGAUUUCUCCUCCCCGAACAUCAUCAACUUUUUCGGAGUUCCCCCUUCUCCCGCUAACUUCAUCAGACCCGGGAAACGGCCCCUGUCUUCCAUGACCCCGACCGUGGUGGUGGAUGGGAACGGUGACGUCAGACUGGUGACGGGUGCGUCCGGCGGCACGAAGAUCACCACGGCAACGGCUUACGUCCUGAUGCAGCACCUGUGGUUCGGGCUGGACAUCGGGCCUGCCGUGCAGACACCCCGGCUGCACCACCAGCUCCUACCAUAUCGCCUGCAAACGGAAAAAAGUAGGCCGUUCCAGCCAAAGGCCGUCCUGGAGGGUCUACGGCAGAAGAAACACGUGACUAACGUGACAUCCUCCGCCUGUGUCAAUAGCGUGGCCAGGAAAGGUGACGUCAUCAGCGCGGCCAGCGACUCGCGGAAGGGAGGAUUUCCUGUGGGUUUCUGAUAUACGAAAGACCAAAGGUACAAGAUGAAGAACGGUGAAAAAUGGGCUUUGAACGGUAAAAAAUGACCCAAUGAAGCCUUGUCGAACUUCUACCUUUGGUCUUUCGUACUGAUGAGGACUUUACAAGCGGAUUAACCUAUAGACAAACUAGAGUUCCACGAUUUCAUACCUUCGCCAAAUGAUGUUAAUCUUUAUGACUGACAAAGUAAAGAUUAUUCCUCCUG